Lycium ferocissimum is the source of this 1347-nucleotide messenger RNA. RefSeq names its product probable WRKY transcription factor 70. Gene Ontology annotation, molecular function: DNA-binding transcription factor activity; sequence-specific DNA binding. The transcript has 3 exons. The record is from RefSeq and is a predicted model, not a curated record. Gene Ontology annotation, biological process: regulation of DNA-templated transcription. The coding region runs from base 129 to 1124 and encodes 331 amino acids. NCBI's taxonomy places the organism in Eukaryota, Viridiplantae, Streptophyta, Magnoliopsida, Solanales, Solanaceae.
CGACCAUCCAAACAGAGUGUUAAAUUCAACCACUAGCUAGCCUUUUUCUUUUUCGAUAUAAAUAAGCCCCUCACAGUCCUUGACUUCUUGCUAUAUUUCCUACCGUUGUUUUACACACAUAACAAAAUAUGGAGUCCCAAUGGCCAGAAAACUCAUUGGCUUAUAUGAAAAUGUUGAUCAAUGAGUUGAACUGUGGACAGGAAUUAACAAACCGGCUCAAAGAGGUGAUCAACAAACCUCUAUGUGAUAGAGGCAAGAAUUUGUUGGCAGAGGAUUUAGUGGAGAAAAUUAUGGGUUCAUUUUGCAAGACUAUCUCAAUACUAAAGUCUAGCAAGUCCAUAGAUGAAGAUUCUCAGGUUAAUCCGAUGGUGGCUGUUUCGUCUUGUUGGAAAGGUGGUCGGAGAUCGCCGGAUGAAGACUCAACGGGUAGUUGCAAGAUAUCAUCACCAAAAGAUCAAAGAGGAUAUAACAAGAGAAGGAAAAUUUCAGUGAAAAAUGUAAAAGAAACCUCAACUUUGGUGGAUGAUGGCCACGUUUGGCGAAAAUAUGGCCAGAAACAAAUCCUUGAUGCCCCUUUUCCAAGGAACUAUUAUAGAUGCACCUAUAAGUUUGAUCAAGGAUGCCAAGCAACUAAACAAGAGCAAAGAAUCCAAGCUAAUCCACCUCGAUUUCGGACCAUGUACCAAGGUCAUCACACAUGUAAAACUAAUUACCCCACAGUUUCCCAAAUUCUCUUAGAUUCUCAGAAAGAUCAUGAUGAUUCUUCAACCCUAUUGAGUUUUGAUUCCAACACUAAUUAUUAUUACAAUCCUUGUUUUCCAACAUUUCCUUCAACAAAAAAGGAAAUCAAGAAAGAGGUCUCCCUAACUUGCUCCUACCCUAAUCAACACCAAAUCCAAUCAUCAAGCUCUGACUAUUUUCUCCCGUUAGAAUAUGAUUAUUCGACUCUAACAGCUGAGACUUCCGGUCAUGUUAAGGCGGCGUUAUCAUCAGAGUCAGAUAAUGGGGAUUUCAUCUCAUCUGGAUCAAUCUACUCUUUUUCUACUAGCACAGAUCAGUACUGUAUGGAAAUGGAUAUGAUGCUAGGCUCAAUUAACUUUGGACAUUUGCCUUUUCAAUUUUAAUGGUAGAUUUUUUUUUCACUUUUUCUUUUAAGUAGAGCUACUGGUGCAUCUAGAACUUGUUCUGUGAGUUUAGUUGAAUUCAUUACUUAUUGUGACUUGCUACAAGCGGUAAGGGGCUUGUAGAAGUGUACUAUAUUUUUAUUUCCGAUUUCGUUGACAUAGAAUUUGUAGCACUGUAUGUUAGAUGCUUUGACAUGAAAAGUGAUUUUUAAAUUCGUUCCAA